GAAUUCUCCUAUCCACUAUCCCUUAACCCCAUGACGUUUCACUCCGAGGUCAAGGAAUAGACGAUAGGGUUAGAAUUUAGGAGCUGUUUUUUUGGAGUAUUCGAACGCAACCCAACUCCAAACAUGUUUUUUAUUUUCCUUUAGUGACGUAGUUCCGACGUAACCUUUCUUUCCCGCCUGGGAAUGUGGAGUGAAAAUGGCGUAUGGUUAUCUCCCCGUGUGGUUGGUAACAUACACUGGUUAGUACAAGUCUACUCACUAUCAAGAAACAACUACAUUACGCAUUUAGCUGUCAGUGGAUGAGGCGGUGUUCACUGUUGCUGUCGUGUGGUUUUCGGAGGUUCGGACCCGGUAAAUCACCGCAGAAAGGCGGCAGGAGCUCCCCUCUUCCCGAACCGGGGAGUGUAAAAGGAGCAGUACAGAAUCACUCAAGGAUCUAGGACAUCUGUAGCCUGUUUCCAGCUUUCUUCAAAGAUGUCUGACCUGAUAAGAGGGUUCAGGGCCCAGCUGACCAUGAGCAUGGACUCCAACCUGAGGAGAGCUGUGUUUGAAAUAAUGAUGAUCUUUGAGAACAGUCUACAUGAGUAUCAGAUGGAGCUGGGGCAUAAAGGAGAGGAAGUUGCUCAACUUAAAAUGAAGUUGCAGAGAGCAGAGAUCAGGUUGACUGAAAUUGAGUGUGUCGGCAGCAGAGGAACAGAGGUGAAGAAAGGAGGAACUGAAGAUGUUGUGAACGCCCCUAAACCAACAGAUGAUGUUCCUGAGAUUGAUUUUGAAGUACCUGAUGACUGGUGUGCUCCCCUGGCCUGUGAGACCGUAACCAGGGAAGAAUAUGUAUGUCCCAGCGUAAGACUGCGCCGGCUGUCCAUUCCUCUGUCGCAGAUUUCCAUCAAGCAGGAGGUGGAUCAGCGUGACAUUGACUCCAACCAGCGAGCAAAGGGUGUCAGGAGAUCCAGGAGAGGUUCCUUAAUAAAUAAGAAAACCACGCAGGACAAAACCAUACCAACACAUGACCAAGGAACUCAACAUCCAACACAGAGAAACGACAUAAAACAAUUGCUCUCAGGCAUAAAGCAGGUGCAUACUGACACAACAAUCGGUACAAGUCUAAGCAAAGGGGGGAUAAAGGGAAAAAAGCAAAAACAUACAAAGAAGAGCAAAGGAGAAGAAAAUAAAAUCGUUAAAAGUGAGUCUACAGAAAAGGAGAUUGUAAAAAAUCGCGGGGAAAAAAAGUACUCCUGCAGGUAUUGUAAGAAGGGAUUUGACACAAUGUUUGGCCGAAGUGUGCAUAUACGAUCACACAAGAAAUGCAAAGGUUGCAAAAGAGAGUUCCCAUCUCCAAGUGCUCUAAAGUUGCAUAAACCAUCCUGCAUAAAACUCAAGAAGUUGUUGGCAAAAAAAGAUCGAUCCACUAACCCUCCAAAACCUGAGUCUUUAGGUGAAGAAAACCUGACUGCACAACAGGUCAUCAUUAAAAAAGAAAGCACAGCUUCCUCUAGCAGGCCAAGUGAAUCUUCUACUCAGAAUAAUAAGGGCAACAAAAAGAUAACCUGUGUACACUGCAACAAAACAUGUCGUACUAGUUUGAAUCUAGAGGAGCAUUUGUGUGUUCAUGCUGGUGAAAAGAAAUUCCCUUGCAGCAUGUGUUCGAAGCCAUUCCAGAGUAAAAAGGCACUCCGAGAACACAAACGGAAAAUGCACAAAGAACAAAACAUUUCCAGUGAGACAAAUGAAAGCAAUGCAUGGACCAUGCCUUUGGAGAAUAUGGACGAUAUUUCUGUGGAGUUGAAGUCUCCAGAAAAAGAAAAAAGUCAUGCAAACAACCAUGAAGAUGUUCAGAGGGAUAACAUUCCAGACACAAGCCCAAGUUUAAUAUGGGAAACAAUGGGCACACGCUCCCCUGAGGGCUUCAUCUGCCGGUUGUGCCUGAAGCCCUUUACAGACACACACGGGCUGAUUGAGCACUUUCCCACCCACACAGGAGAGAAGCCCUUUCAAUGUAACGUUUGUUCUGAAAGGUUUAGUAAUAGAGCACAGCUAGGCGGGCACGAGAAAAUGUGUUGGAGGAGACGCAAGUGUUCAAAGUGCAUGAAAACGUUUCCCUCAAUAGCUAGGUGCAAUAAGCAUGUCUUGAUCUGUGGGAGAGAUCAUACUUGUUCCUGUGAGGUUUGUGGGAAAAGUUUCGUCCAUAGAGCAUGCCUCAGGAACCAUAUGGAGAGGUUACAUAAUACGCCAGUAUAAAGUUAGCAUCACCUGUCUGUGGACAUUGAAACGCUGGAUGUUGUCAUUCAUGAUCAAGGAUGACCUGCAUUUAAUCUUUUGUAGGUUUUGUUUUUGAGAGUGAUACGAUCACUAUAUAACUCAUACUAACCAUGUUGGUAUUCACCAUCACAAGUUCAUUGUCACACAUUGUGUAAUUUCAUACUAGAGCAAAAAACGGUCUCACCAAGUUUUGUUCAAUGUGUCUUUUUAAGUAUUUUUUACUGUGUGCCUUAUUCGCGAUUUUGAUGUGUUGUAUGAAGUUCAAGCAGAAUUGGAAAACAUUGUUUAAACACUCUUAUUGCCUCAAUAGUUUCUGGUAAUGUUUUUAGUUGUUUAGACAAAACCUUUGCACUCAGCUUUGCAAUUUUUAAGUGAAUUUGCAGGACACAUUUUUAAUCUUUCUUGUUACCUGACAGAUAUGUAAGAAGAUUACACUGACUUCAACGUUAUAGAUAUUUUAUCCCGUGCUUGAGUCCUGAAAAAAACAAUGAUUUUAAAUAUAUAUUUAACAUUUGUAACUGUUUGAAUCUCUUGUAUUUUUGGGUUGUAUUCAUUGUUAAUAUUGACAUGGUGGGAGAUCUUCCGCGACUAUUGCUUUUUAUGUUCUUAAAGUUAUUACAAGUGUUGCUAUCUAUGACCAUUGUCAGCAAUAACCUAUUAAAAUAUUUACUGUAUA
Molecule: messenger RNA, 2935 nt
Organism: Trematomus bernacchii (emerald rockcod)
Lineage: Eukaryota; Metazoa; Chordata; Actinopteri; Perciformes; Nototheniidae
Product: zinc finger protein 26-like
Exons: 5
Coding region: 475-2238 (587 amino acids)
Cellular component (GO): nucleus
Source: RefSeq, a predicted model, not a curated record